Centropristis striata (black sea bass) is the source of this 2600-nucleotide messenger RNA. It is a transcript of the gene dipk2ab, whose product is annotated as divergent protein kinase domain 2Ab. The coding region runs from base 674 to 1978 and encodes 434 amino acids. The record is from RefSeq and is a predicted model, not a curated record. Lineage: Eukaryota; Metazoa; Chordata; Actinopteri; Perciformes; Serranidae. The transcript has 4 exons.
UGUAGAGGAGUGAGCUGCUGCCCGAGAGGAGAAGAAAAGAGACAAUUCCGCGACCACAAAGGGACUCAUGAUACGCGGACAGAUAUGGACGUUAACGCACAACACGGACGCUGUUGUCCUUUGUGAGGAGGACCGCGUCGUCCAGUCGGAAAGAUCCGGUAUAUGAAGAGUUAAGACUCGGCAUCCCAACUGUUUAUUUCAGCAGCUAGCAGGCUAGCUGGCUAGAUACCUAGGAGCUAGAGAAUGGGAAGCCCGUGUGAGUUUGCUUGAUAGAGAUCUUCGUCGAGCUUUGAAGAAGCUGUUUUCGGUUUAGAUAUUGUCGGCGGUGGUUUCAAGUAUCCGUCGCCCGCCUCGUAAGUAGCCGCAACUUUAAAGAAUGAUAUCAACUGAGCGCUAAGCAUUUACUCUACUACAGACCCGGAGAGGAAAAAGUCAUACAGGCCUGCUGGCUCGAGGUUGCACUCAAACACCAAGAAGGGAGAACAUGACUCACUGGCCUCUGCCAGAGACUGGCACGGGGCAGCUGUGCCAACCUCGCCCCUGCCUGCCGCUUUAGAAGCUCCCCCCGGUGCAUCAUGACGGAGAGACAUUGAGGUUAACUCCCUGACGAACGUCUCAAUACCUCCCCUCCUCCCAAUCCCUCAAGAACCCCCGCCCUUGCCCCAUCCCCAUCAUGCUGCGCUUCCUGCCUCUCAAACUUGGCCGCCUGUACCGAUGUCUGAAGCUCUUAUUGGUCGUGGGGUUGUUUGUCAUCUUGUUGAUGAACACCCACAACCUGUUCGCCUCCUUCCAGAAGAAUGAGCUCACCGACAGGCGCUUCAUCAACCUCAACAAGUGUCCCGCCUGCUUUGGCACCAGCUGGUGCCGCAAGUUCAUGAACGGCCAGGUUUCCUUUGAAACCUGGGGUCGCCUACGAUUCCUAGACGUUUUCAAUGUCAAGAAUGUUUACUUUGCUCAGUACGGCGAGCCCAGGGAGGGCACCCGCCGCGUGGUGCUGAAACGACUGGGCUCCAAUCAGGAGCUGGCGGAGAUAGACCAGAAAAUCUGCAAGAGGGCCACAGGCAGGCCACGCUGUGACCUCAUCCAGGCGAUGUAUAAGACUGAAUUUGCCAGGAUCAAUGGCGAUGUUCGCCUGCUCACUCCAGAAGUUGUGGAGGGCUGGUCAGACUUGGUGCACUGCCCCUCUCAGAGGCUGCUGGACCGCGUGGUCCGCAGGUAUGCUGAGACCAAAGACUCAGGCAGCUUCCUGCUAAAGAAUCUCAAAGACACAGAGAGAAUGCAACUGCUGAUGACCUUGGCAUUCAACCCAGAACCGCUCGUAUUGCAGAGCUUUCCGUCAGACGAAGGGUGGCCAUUCGCCAAGUACCUGGGAGCAUGUGGGCGCAUGGUUGCUGUCAACUACGUGGGCGAGGAGCUGUGGAGCUUCUACAACGCACCCUGGGAGAAGAGGGUAGACUUGGCGCGCCAGCUCAUGGACAUUGCCGAGCAGCUCACCAACAACGACUUUGAGUUUGCCCUCUACCUGCUCGAUGUCAGCUUCGAUAAUUUCGCGGUCGGCCCACGAGACGGAAAGGUCAUCGUUGUUGAUGCCGAGAAUGUUCUUGUGGCAGACAAAAGGCUGAUCAAGCAGAACAAGCCAGAGAACUAUGACGUGUGGUACGAGAGCCGGUUUGAGGAGUGCGACAGGGAGGCCUGCCUGUCUUUCUCGAAGGACUCUCUUUGUUCCAGGGUCACAGUGGACCACAACUACUAUGCCGUGUGCCAGAACCUGCUGUCGCGGUAUGCUACGUGGCGGGGCACCACUGGAGGCCUCCUCCAUGACCCCCCCGCCCACAUAGCCAAAGAUGGACAACUCGAGACCCUGUUGGACGAGUGCACCAGACCCAAAAAGCGCUACGGCCGCUUCCAGGCGGCCAAAGAACUGCGUGAAUACCUCACACAGCUAGCUGCCGCUUCCUCCUCCGCUACGGCCAGGUAAUGAAUGGAGUCGGCGUUAGCCGGAAGCACUGAGAGACUGGAUCCUGUACUCUUUAUCUCCGAACUCUUGAGAUCCUGGUUCUUGUACAUGAUGUCAUUCGCUCUCCUUUGUGCACUGGAGCAGGAAGGUGUUAGAGGUCUUGCAUCAGGAAGUGUAAGAAUCCAAACUUCAAAGCAGAUUUGUUAAAGCUCUAGCUUUUUACCUGACUUUGCUCCCGUGUGAAAGAGGAGUGUGGCACUAAGAGAUUCUGGUUAGAACCAGGAUAGAGAGGGGAUAGAGGUAACCUCUCCUCUCCCAGGGUGGGCUACCAUCCUCGGGGAGGAGGCGAGAAAGGGCUCUGGUAAAAGCAUCCUUCACUGGACCCAGGCUACCGCAAACCAGAGCAUCCAAGCAUCAAGAGCAGCGACAUCACACAGCCCUGACCGCAUCCAUCCUCCUGUUUACUCUUCACUCCAUCAGAACUAUUGUGUUUUAUAACAUUGAAUCUUAACACCAGUUUCAUUUUGCCCCCAGGAACUUUUGUUUUUUAUUUUAUUUUAUUCAGGGCUGAAUUGAGUACAUUGGUGCGUUUACAUUUAUGCUGUGCCAUGGCUUUUUUUUUUCUCUGUAGCAUGGCUGCAGC